AUGAGCCUGCAUUUCAGUAAGUCUGUUCCAUUUUCUAAGCUUUUCAAAGACGCUGCUAACUACGAGACUAAGCCGGGACAAAACUUAGGGGACUAUUGUUUUAGAGAAAUGUCUAAAUUAAGGGCACUCAAUAGAGACAUACCUGAUGCUUAUUUAAUUGAUGCGGUAAUUGGUGGUAUCAGGGACGAUAAUAUAUUGAGAACUGUAAGGGCCGCACAACAUGAGGAUGGCAACGCUCUUUAUGCUUAUUUGAAUACCGUGGGCGCCAUGCCUAAUGAAAUAGAAAGUUUAGAUCUAAACAAGGCAAAAUUUAAACCUUCACAUUCGACCAGUUUUAUUCGUGGCAAUUUUGAUAAUAAAGAACUUUCUAGAGCAUCAGGGUCUCGCGUAACGUGUUUAAAUUGUGGUUUUAUAGGUCAUACAUCAGUAAAUUGUAGAGAACCAUGUCUUGAAUGGCAUAAUUGGAAAAGGCUAGGUCACACUAAAGAGAAGUGUCCCUGUCCACGGAAAGAUAUUCAACAGGUCGAGAUAUUAGCCAAGGAUAUGGACCCUAAUAUCUUUUUACAGCACGCUCGAAUUUUUGGCAAAAAAAAAUAA
This is a messenger RNA of Ceutorhynchus assimilis (cabbage seed weevil), 597 nucleotides long. NCBI's taxonomy places the organism in Eukaryota, Metazoa, Arthropoda, Insecta, Coleoptera, Curculionidae. The record is from the annotation of a GenBank genome assembly.